AUGAAUCUCAAAUGCGUCGCGCAGGCAGACGCUACUAAAUGUAAAGACAUCGCCUUGUCUAGGGAGAAUGCCAACUACUUCAAUAAUGUGCAGUGGAGUGCAGAUGGAACGAGCUUGAUUGCAACCACAGCCAAAAACGCCAUAGAAACCUUUAUUGUUCCUCCUAACCUCCUGGAAGACCGGGAGGGGCCACUGGCAUUAACCUCAUAUUGCACAAUUGUUUCUGAUGGUCCUGUUAGUGCCGUGGUUGGGUAUUCAUUCUUCGAUCUCGCAAAUCCUGCUACAGCAUUGGUCCUGUCGACACGAAAGGACCUGCCUAUUCGUCUUAAUUCGGCCUUGACUGGACAACUUACCGCUUCAUAUCCACUUGUCAAUUCCAUGACAGAAGCAUACAUCUGUCCGAACUCUCUCAUCUUCAACCAUGAAGGUGAUCGAUUCAUUGCCGGUUCUGAUUCGCUGAUAUCCACAUUUGAUCUUUCUAGGCCAGGACAAGAACCUAUCUCAUCCUUCCCAACCGGUCCACGGAGGAAGAAUGAUAGCCAUUUCAGCCCGGCGGUAAAUAUGAGAGGUAUUGUCUCAGCUUUGGCAAUCGACAAUGCGAGUAAAAUACUGGCCGCAGGCACUUUUAGCCGUUAUGUUGGCUUAUAUGAUUCUAUGGGUGAAGGUGAUUGCGUAGGUGUUUUCUGUCUCAAGGGAACCACCGCCGAUCCCCAUAUUGGUGGUGCCGGAAUUACUCAGGUGACAUGGAGCGCCUGUGGAAGGUAUCUGUACAUCACAGAAAGGAGGAGCGAUGGGGUAGUCAUUUACGACAUCCGAAAGACUGGACAGCUUCUCUCUUGGCUCGAGGGAAGGAAAGCGAACACAAAUCAACGAAUGUCGGUGGAUAUCGUUAGCUCAAGUGGCACGGAUGAAACAGCUGACCAUGAGGUAUGGGCCGGUGGCUCAGAUGGGUAUGUGAGGAUGUGGAAGAAUCCCCAUCAGCAAGAGGGCGCUGUUUCUCCAACCUUCGAAUAUCAGGCGCAUGAAGGUGAGACACUAAACUAUGCACCGUCAGGAAUCGACUAA
Molecule: messenger RNA, 1065 nt
Organism: Exophiala bonariae
Lineage: Eukaryota; Fungi; Ascomycota; Eurotiomycetes; Chaetothyriales; Herpotrichiellaceae
Exons: 3
Coding region: 1-1065 (354 amino acids)
Molecular function (GO): protein binding
Source: RefSeq, a predicted model, not a curated record